AUGGUUGUCAUCAAUCUUUCUCGCGGCUGGCCCAACCCCGCCUUGCUGCCCGCCGCCGCCUUGGCCUCGGCCUCCGCCACGGUCCUCGCCUCCCCAAGCAUCUGGCAACCAGCCUUGCAAUACGGCCCUGAUGAAGGCUUUCAGCCGUUGCGUGAGCACGUUGCUCACUGGCUCACAGAGUUCUACCAGCCACGCAGUCCCAUCUCCCCGGAUCGCAUCUGUAUCACCGGCGGCGCUAGCCAGAACCUUGCCUGUAUUCUUCAAGUCUUUUCCGAUCCGGUCUACACACGCAACGUCUGGGUGGUCGCCCCUACAUAUCACCUUGCAGGUCGCAUCUUCGAUGAUGCUGGCUUCGCCGGCCGCCUGAGGGCGGUGCCUCUGGAUGCGGCGGGUCUGGAUCUGGCCUAUCUACGAGAGGAGUUGAUUGCAGCUGAAUUCAAGGCCUCCCGUGAGCUGAACCUGACACCGGAAUACAAACCAAAGCGACCAUGGAGAAAGAUCUACAAGCAUGUCAUCUACGCCACGCCUACCUUCUCAAAUCCCUCCACUCUCACUAUGUCGCUGUCGGACCGCGAACAAUUGGUCCGUUUGGCGCGUGAGUUCGACGCCUUGAUUAUUACCGACGAUGUUUACGACUUCCUCCAAUGGCCCGCAGAACCGGCUGCACAGGAGACACAGCCGGAACACGCACAAUUGCCCCGGAUUGUGGACAUAGACGGAUACUUGGAAGGCGGACCAUCUGAUGAGUGGGGCAAUGUAAUCAGUAACGGGAGCUUUAGUAAGCUGAUUGGAGCUGGCAUGCGGACCGGAUGGGCGGAGGGAAUGGAGAAAACGGUUUACGGUUUAUCUCAGACGGGAUCGAGCCGAUCGGGGGGAGCGCCCUCCCAAUUUUCCGCCUCCAUGGUCGCGCAACUGUUUCCCACGCGGGUCCUCCAAAAACAUAUCAAGGACGUGCUGCAGCCGGCAUAUGCAGCUCGAUACAAACGAAUGAUGUCUGCUAUCAAUGAACACCUAAUACCUCUGGGCGUCACACCGACGGCUCCUAGAGGGACCGCAGGGGGAUACUUCAUCUGGCUUCAACUGCCUACUCCCCUUCGAGCAACCGAACUGGCUUCGCUCGCACUUCGGGAGCACGACGUCGAAGUGGCGGCAGGGAACAUGUUUCGCGUGCAGGGCGAUCCUGCGACGGAGAAAAAUGAUUUCGAUAAUGGGAUGCGUCUCUGUAUUGCGUGGGAGGAUGAGGAUCAGCUCGAAGAAGGUGUGCGCCGACUCGGGUGCGCCAUCCUCCAGGUCUUGCAGAAACGAUGA
This is a messenger RNA of Aspergillus aculeatus ATCC 16872, 1308 nucleotides long. RefSeq names its product aminotransferase-like domain-containing protein. The transcript has 3 exons. The record is from RefSeq and is a predicted model, not a curated record. NCBI's taxonomy places the organism in Eukaryota, Fungi, Ascomycota, Eurotiomycetes, Eurotiales, Aspergillaceae. Gene Ontology annotation, molecular function: pyridoxal phosphate binding; L-2-aminoadipate:2-oxoglutarate transaminase activity. The coding region runs from base 1 to 1308 and encodes 435 amino acids. Gene Ontology annotation, biological process: biosynthetic process.